GUUCUGGUCAUAUAAAUGGAGUCCAAGCUACUCGUAGUACACAUAACAUUGGAAAAACGUACGAUCUUAUUCCGACAGCCCAAGAUGAAGGCAUUCACGGUGCUGGUUGUCUCCUGUUUCCUCGCCCUCUGCGUCCUGCAGCCUACUGAUGCUCUAAGCGCGCCUGCCUACCGGGUUCAUAGUAUAGAGACAGAAAUUAAUAGCCUGAGGUUAGCGGAGGGAACGGGUGGUACUCCAAAAUCAGUGAUCAAGAUAUUCAAAGGCCGCACUGAUGAUAUAGUUUUCGGUCCCCGGCUGAAUCACAUAAUGCAAUUCAUGGCGGGUGUGGACGUCAUCGAGAACCCAGCGGAUUUGAAUGCUACAUUUGAUUCCAUAAAAAAGCUGAGGAGUCUGGUAUACAAUAGUACUGAUGAAGAGAAAUUCGCUGCGUGGAAAUCACAACUAGAACAUUAUUUGUCAAAUAUUCACUCAAAUUACGAUGGCCUCAAGGCUUUACUGAAACAGCCAGGACCCAUUGUUGUUAAAGAUUGGAUGAAUUUUGCUAGAAGUACUAAAGUUAAUAUUCCAUCGAAUAUGAGUGCAUUCAUCGAAGAACUUUUCAACCGUGGAAGACAGCCGGGAAACUCUUCUAGUUUUAUUAUGGAACUCGCUCGUUUGAGCAAUGAAUUACAAGAAAAACAUUGCACGGAGGCAUUCGCCAUGAACGGCUUUAUCAACCAGCUCGCCAACCUGGCGUUAAUUACGCAGAUGAAAGCUGUAGUUCCACUGGUUUAUUCUGCUGUGCUUCGGCAUCGCAAUAACCCCGUCCGAAGAACCAAAUUAGAAAGGAUAAUGAGUGACUACAAAACCGAAUACCUAAAAAUUCUGAGACCUAUUGAACAAGCUAUGACCGCAGCACCGGACAAUUUAGUCUCAUGUAAUUCUCCUGACAGCGUUCUUACUCCAGGUGAGGAUUACUUUGAAUUGGAGAGGCUCGAGCAACUAACAAUUUCCCAGUUCAAUUCUUCCAAGAGCAAGAGCUGUACCAAAGCUAAGAACAACCACUUGCUGAGGUUCGAUUCGCAGCAAGAUACUUGUAACGGCAGUCUAUACAAUUGUGAAUACUCAGCAUGGUUGGACGUGUGUCGUUUAGAAAACAAUACAAAGCGAUAUGGGUGGAUCAGAUCGGAAUAUGGAAAUUAUGGAAAGAAUUUGGAGGAAUGUCGGGAUGGAAAAAUAACAAGAUAUGAACAAAAUAUCAAUUCGUCCAUAGGUUAUUGUCUUUGCCAAUGCCGUGAAACUGUCAACUGGAUCAGUGUGACUCCAGUUAUGACCAAUAUAUCAGCUAAUAUGGUUAUUACUGGUUUACGAUUUGUUCGUGAGAAAGGAGUCCUUUACCUGCAAGUGAAACAAGGAAAGUUACUGCCCAAUGAGAAGAUUGAUGCUGCAUCGCAAGAGUGGAUUCCUUUACCAAAGAAUCCAAAUUUGAAACCGUUGAAUUCGGGUAACGGUGAAUUAUAUCUUCGUGAACUAAUUGCGGACGUGAAUGAUAUACCAGUUGGAGUUUCAUUCGUAGCAAGGGACGACCACUUCUAUCUUCAAACGACAGUGGUCGGCUAUACGUUUUACGGAUCCCUCAGUUCGCAUAAGCCUCGGAAACUUUACCCCACGCAGCCAGUUCAGUACGAUACAUCUGUUGCCUUUGAGAUGUCUGAUCGAGAGGACAAUGCAGGCCAAUCAGUGUUACCAUUUAUAAAUGCAAAAGCUGCUGAAGCUGACCCACCAAUACCAUUAGGAGGACUAUCUAUUGCGUAUGACGGACGUCGUCGACUGAUUUCGCCGAAACUUAUAGCGCUUCCUUAUAAAAAAGUAUUUAAACAAACUAUCUACUAAUACGUCGACUUAUUAUCAUUUGAACACACGAACACAUCAUGUAUGUACAUGUAGUUGAUAAUUUUAUAAGGGCCAUCUUGCAUAGAAUUUAGUCCUACUUUCCUACUUAGUCUUAAUAAACGAUUGAAAGAAUUAA
Diachasmimorpha longicaudata is the source of this 2008-nucleotide messenger RNA. RefSeq lists its product as uncharacterized. The transcript has 9 exons. Lineage: Eukaryota; Metazoa; Arthropoda; Insecta; Hymenoptera; Braconidae. The record is from RefSeq and is a predicted model, not a curated record. The coding region runs from base 16 to 1872 and encodes 618 amino acids.